Messenger RNA from Hibiscus syriacus, 699 nucleotides. RefSeq lists its product as uncharacterized. The record is from RefSeq and is a predicted model, not a curated record. Gene Ontology annotation, molecular function: protein dimerization activity. NCBI's taxonomy places the organism in Eukaryota, Viridiplantae, Streptophyta, Magnoliopsida, Malvales, Malvaceae. Bases 1 to 699 code for a protein of 232 amino acids. The transcript has 2 exons.
AUGAUAUAUACUAAAGCUCAUUUGCGUUUAGAUGUGCCUACUAGGUGGAACUCAACUUAUAUGAUGUUGAAUGUGGCUGAAAAAUAUGAGCAUUCAUUUGAUUCAUUUGCUCGUGAUGACAAUAGCUUUUUUCUCAACCACAUAGUUGGAGAUGGAGUCCCUACAUUUGAUGAUUGGGAAAAUGUUCGAAGAAUUGCAAAGAUUUUAGAGCCUUUUUAUGAUCUUACAUUGAAGAACUAUGACCGCUCUCGAAGGUCAAUCACGUAUUCUAAUAAAAGUGUCAUUGUCUAUGGACUUGCAUCAAUUAAAGGUGAGUUUAUUCGUGCAACAAUAUUUGUUGAAGAAGCAACAAUUUGGUUGGAGCAAAAAUAUGAGUUGGAUAAAUUUUUAGCUGAAGAGGAAGAUGAAAACAACUUGAGUUCAUUUGAUCUAUUAUUGUGGUGGAAAGUGAAUAGUCCAAGAUACCCUAUUCUUGCACAAAUGGCUCGAGAUGUUUUCUCUGUUCCUAUUUCGACAGUUGCCCCAGAAAGUGCAUUUAGCACUAGUGGACAUGUUCUAGAUUGUUUUAGAAGUUCAUUAACUUCGACGAUGGUGGAAGCUUUGAUUUGCACUCAGGAUUGGCUUCGGAAAUCUAAGGAUCACAUCAAUCUUGAUGAGUAUGUUUUGGAACUUCAAGAGAUGGAAGAUGGUAAUAUUUAG